This is a messenger RNA of Clonostachys solani, 2259 nucleotides long. The record is from the annotation of a GenBank genome assembly. NCBI's taxonomy places the organism in Eukaryota, Fungi, Ascomycota, Sordariomycetes, Hypocreales, Bionectriaceae.
AUGUUGGCGUCUCAAUAUUCAAAGAGGCUGCUGACCAGUAGCGUGGCUAUUGCAUUACGGCAACACUCGUUUCGGGCAGCAGGGCUCACGCGUCGGAUGCCUGCUCUCCCCUCAGGAGCCCGGUCCAUCUCCAAGUCGCGGAACUCGCACGCUGAACUUCAGGGGUUUCACUCCCAGCUCAAUGAUCCCGCCGUUGCCUCCGUCCUGGGUUCCUUGGAGGCCUCGUCCACGGUCCCUCAGACACUGACGGAGAAAAUCGUCCAAAAGCACUCGGUCGAUCUUCCAGAUGGCAAGUUUGUCAAGUCUGGAGACUAUGUCACCAUACGCACCUGGCCUGUGGCGACCAAAUUCCUCUCCAUCGGCGCCACGCGGAUCAAGGACCCAAGCCAAAUUGUCAUGACGUUAGACCACGACAUCUCCAACAAAUCAGAAACCAACCUCCGAAAGUAUAAAAACAUUGAAGAGUUUGCAAAGAACCAGGGCGUCGAUUUCCACCCUGCAGGCAAGGGCAUUGGACACCAGAUCAUGAUCGAGGAAGGCUACGCUUGGCCAGGUACACUUGUUGUCGCCUCCGACUCCCAUUCAAAUACAUGGUGGUGUAUUCCUCCAGUGGCCAAAGUCCAUUUUCAGGGUCGCCUCCAACCGGGAGUCCAAGGCAAGGAUGUAAUCGUGGCGCUGUGCGGAUUGUUCAACAACGACGAAGUCUUGAACCAUGCCAUUGAGUUCACAGGCUCAGAGGAGACGAUGAGAAGCCUUUCCGUCGACGACCGCUUGACAAUCUCCAACAUGACUACGGAAUGGGGUGCGCUUUCAGGGAUAUUCCCGAUAGACGGCAUGUUAGAGAGUUGGCUCCGAGCCAAGGCGACAGAGUACGCAAUGUACGAGUCCGAUGCGGAUCGACGGAGUCCGGCAUCUCGGAUCAAUCACCAGCGAAUCGACGAACUCUUUGAGAACCCUCUGAACGCCGACAAGGAUGCAAAGUACGCGAAGCACUUGACGCUCAACCUCGACACGGUCCCAAGCUACGUGGCCGGUCCAGAUUCGGUCAAGGUAGCCACGCCGUUGGCCGAGUUGCAGGCACAAGAUAUUGCCAUCCAGCGCGCCUACCUUGUCUCUUGCACCAACUCCCGAAGCUCGGAUCUCCAGGCCGCGGCGAACGUCAUCAGAGAGAAAACUGCAGCCAACGGAGGAGUCACCCCGAGAAUUCCAGACAGUGUAGAGUUCUACAUGGCAGCAGCGUCGCUACGAGAGCAGCGGGCGGCUGAGGAGCAAGGAGACUGGCAGGUUCUGCUUGACGCGGGUGCGCGACCUCUCCCUUCUGGCUGCGGUCCUUGUAUUGGCCUGGGACCUGGAUUGCUCGAGCCUGGGAUGACUGGCAUUUCCGCAUCGAAUCGUAAUUUCAAGGGGCGCAUGGGAUCUCGUGACGCAAAGGCUUACCUGGCCAGCCCCGCCGUCGUGACCUCCUCGGCUCUCGCCGGCUUCAUCACUGGUCCAGGUGUGGGCUCACAGCCCGCGGACUGGGCCGGCGUCGAACACUCAGAAGGCGAGCCCUUCGCAGAGAAGAGCGUGGACGAAACGCUCGAGUCGUUGAUCGGCAAGCUGGAUGGCAUCAUUGAGGCCGGGUCUGCCGAUCGGGCGGAAGGAGCAGAUUCGGGUAAAAAGGAGCAACUGACAGAUAUCCUGCCCGGCUUCCCCGAGAAAAUCUCCGGCCAGAUCACCUUCUGCGGCGCUGACAAUAUUUCGACAGAUGGUGUGUAUCCAGGGAAGUAUACAUAUCGCGAUGACGUGUCUCCAGAGGAAAUGGCGGAGGUUUGUAUGAGCAAUUACGACACCGCCUUCAACACCAUCGCAAAGUCCGGAGAUAUCCUCGUCGCAGGCUACAGCUUUGGCACAGGCUCAUCGCGCGAGCAGGCUGCCACGUCGAUCCUGGCCAAGGGGAUCAACCUGGUAGUCGGCGGCUCCUUCAGCGCAACCUACGCGCGGAACAGCAUCAACAACGCCCUCAUGCUUCUCGAGGUGCCGAAGCUCGUUACACGGCUCCGAGAGGCGUUUGGCGAGCCGGCAGAUCCAAAGGAGCAGGUUCUCACGAGACGGACUGGGUGGACGCUGGAGUAUGAUGUCCGCCGAAGCAGGGUCAACAUCACGGAGGCGGACGGGACGACCUGGAGCGAGCCUGUUGGAGAGCUCCCGCCAAACGUGCAGGAGAUCAUUGCUGUCGGCGGGUUGGAGAAGUGGGUGAAGAGCAAAAUUGAGGCUUAG